CUCCUCCUCCGAUGAGCCGGGGCUUGUACCUGAGCGCUGACCCGACCUGAGGCUCGUCUCCCGGCUGCAGCACCAUGGGGAUCUCCGCCUCCAGUCUGCUGGACGACCACAGGUCCACCUUCAUCACAGGCCAGGCCGAGGCUGAGCUGAAGGACUUCAGUCCGUACUACAGGAAGCAGUUUUCCGUGGCUCGGUUGUCUCAGGUGGAAGACGAGCUGGAGCAGCAGAAGGCGUCGACGACUCAGCUGCUCAGACAGAGGCAGGAGGCUCCUCAGGCGGGCGAGGUUCUGUACGAGGAGGUCGUCCUUUACUUCGACGACACCAGGAAGUGGAGGGAGAGGUACGUGGUGGUGAGAGCCAACUACUGCCUGGAGUGUCACGAGAGCCUGGAGACGUUUGUCAAAGGAGUUCCUCCGCGACAAAAGCUGCUGCCCACAGGGGGCACUGUUCUGACCACAGAGGAGAAGUACAUGUCUAUGGUGGACAAGUGUUUUCCUGACGAGACCAACGUGAACGAGGACUUUGCUCCGCCUCUGUCGGGGAUGCCGGGUCAGUUUCCGGUUUACCUGCGUCUGCCGUACAGGAGAGACUCGUACUUCUGCUUCAGACAGCAGGUGAAACAGGAAGCCUUCCUGUCCAUCCUGUCCGACUGCAUCAGACACCAGAACCAAGACUUCCUGAAGAAGCAGACGUGUGAAGUCCAGGCCUUCCUCAAAGCCAUCCAGCUCUACAGACAGGACAAGGGCAGAUAUGAGGCUUGGGACAUGCUGAUAGGAAGUGAUGUCAGGGUGAUGGCAAAUGUGGUGAUGGAGCAGCUGCUUCCGUCUCUGGAGAAAGACAUGCUGCCUGGUCUCAAAGCCAAGAAGACGGAGAAGAAGAGAGUUUGGUUCGCUACGGUGGAGGCGGCGUACGUCCUGGUCCAGGAGCAUCUUCUGGAGGGACUGUCGGCGCUGAAGGAGGAAUGUCGGACGUCGGUGCGGCAGCAGGAAGUGCUGAUCCACUCCGACAUGGACCAGAUUCUCAGCUCCAGACGUCAGCUGGGGGAAAAGGUCCAAGCCAAAGUGUCGGAGGCAGCGGAGAAGCUGUGCUCGGAGUCGGUCCAGCCGUACCUGGGCUCCGUCCUGGAGGAGCUGAUGGAGCCAAUCAGCUCGGGUUUCCAGGAGGGACGACAGCUGAGCGAGAACAUGAUGGACAGGUGUCAGGACGUCCUGCUGGCAGAAGACAAAGAGGAACUGAAGAAGCUUCUCUUCGUCAUGUCGAGACCGAACCUGCUGAGCUGCUACCAGAAGAUCGGCUCCCUGCAGGAGAAGCUGCAGCACCUGCAGGAGAGAUUCUCCUUCUCCAACAUCCCAGGAGUGAUCCACAGCGCUCAGAUCGACCUGCAGCUGCUGAUGGAGAACGCAGCCUACACGUUCGAGCAGCUGCUGCACAAGGCCGUGCAGGACAACCCCGACAGCCCCGACAUCGCCGGCUCCGCCCUGGAGAAGGCCAAACACAGAGUGCUGAAGCAAUACGACUACGACAGCAGCACAGUGAGGAAGAGGAUCUUCCAGGAGGCGCUCGUCUCCAUCACGCUGCCCUUCAUCAAGAAGAACCUGGCCCCCACCUGCAGGACUGAGCUUCAGGAUCUGGAACAGUUCAUCUACGCCGACCACUCCAACUUCAUCCAUGUGGAGAACGUUUAUGAGAGCAUCCUCCUCCAAACGCUGGACAAGGAGGUCACCAAAGUGGUGAAGGAGGCGGCAAGCCUGAAGAAAUACAACCUGUUCACAGAAAGCAGGGACCUCGCCAGCCGCUCCAGCCGCUCCAGCCUGUCCUCCCCGUCCGUCUCCACGCCGGGCAGCCCCGCCAUGUCGCUGGCCUCCCCUGCUAGAACCAGCUUUGAGCCCCAGCUGCCCUCUCCUCUUGCGUUCAACGGUCUGUCCUCCAUCCCCCAGAGGGACGAGAAGGAGGAGGCAGAGAUAGGCGCGCCGCAGAGCGCAGCCUUAACGGACGUGACGCUGAUCGAGACGCCUCUGGGCGAAGUCGCUCAUAGUGUUGCUGUCAGCGAGGAGAGGGAGAUACCUGCACCCAGAGCAGAAGAGGUCGUCCAGACUGUGAAGGCAGAAGCAGACGUCCCCGUCCAACCUGAGACGACAGCUUUAAAAGACACAAGCGCUCAGAAUGAGACACAAGACGUCCGUGUGGCAGCAGCUCCAGAGACUGUGAUCCAAGAGGAAGUGAUUCCUGUCCAGACUCAGAAAGUGGAGACGGCUGCUGAGCCGGAGCCGACGAGCACAGAUGUUCUAGAAGAAGCAGGAGCAGCUGCAGAAAGUUUAAAGACAGAUGUUGAAGAAGAAGCUGCACAAACAGAAGCUGCUGAAACAGAACCUGCCUCAGAGGGAAGUGGUUCUCCGCUCGCAGCCGCCAGGGAGGGACACGCACAGAGCUCACCAGUCACGUCAGAGGCUCCCCCUAGUGGGGAAGCAGCUGCAGACACACCUGGAGAUGUCUGCCUGGGCAUGAUGGGAAAUGAAGUAGAACCAGUCACUGUCUCAGAACCCAACUCUCUGCAUGUGUCAGUUGGCAGCGAGUCACCGCCCUCAGAGGUGGAGUCCACAGAGGACGUCAAAGCCACGCAGAGCAGCGAGGACGAGGGCUCAACAACCUCCGAUGUCCUGGAGGACGACCACAGUCCAUCACCUGUGAGCUCAGACGACGCCCCCGAGGCCACGAGCACCGGGCCCCCUCAGACCCAGACGGAGGAGGCCCCCGAGGCCACGAGCACCGGGCCCCCUCAGACCCAGACGGAGGAGGCCCCCGAGGCCACGAGCACCGGGCCCCCUCAGACCCAGACGGAGGCAGUGAGCGGUGAUGUCCGUGUGAGCGAGGACGUCGGAGCAGGAGCGAGCUCGGAAACUGAGGCAACAGAUGCUCCGACCUCUGAGCCUGUCGCAGAGGAGGCCCCUGUCGCAGAGGAGGCCCCUGUCGCAGAGGAGGCCCCUGUCGCAGAGGAGGCCCCUGUCGCAGGGGAGGCCCCUGUCGCAGAGGAGGCCCCUGUCGCAGAGGAGGCCCCUGUCGCAGAGGAGGCCCCUGUCGCAGAGGAGGUCCUGUCCAGUCCCGGAGCUCGAGCGCUGGACUGCAUCAAGGACAUCCGUGACCUGGUGGAGGAGGUGAUCGACGUGGAGGAGCUGGUGCAGCGUUACCCCAGCGGGAUUCCAAAAGAAGAAUAAAACAUCGGGACCAAUCCCGGCUGCAUCACAGGACGUGUGAUGCUCCAGCAGGACCAAGUAUUUUAGGAUGUUCUAGUGUCGUCUACUGAAAGAACCAUUAUGACCAGGACUUUCCUGACAGACCUGAACAUCUGCUCCACAUCGAGGAACCGUCCACUAACGCCUCCACAGACUUCAACACAUAUGCAUGAAAUUUAGUUAUUUAUAUAAAUCAUCACAUCAGGCUUCUGUUUCAUUCACUUAUUUCUUUUCAUCUAUUUUAGCACAAAACAGAUUUUAGAAAACUUUAGAUUUAGAUAUUUUUAUGACAGAAGAUUGUGAAUUAAAUUCUGAGUCUAUUUUAAAGGAUGUGAACGGGGGGGCGCUGACACAUGCUGAGCUAUCGGCUGCUGUAAACACCGAACACUAUUCACAACUCUUCAUGUUUUCACAGACGAGGAAUCAGACGUCUGACUCUGUGUCACUGGAACCGGGCUGACCUCUGAACAAUCAGUUCAGAGACAGAUUAGUGUCACAGUUUGAUUUGUAAUUUGUUUAAAAAUCUCUUUAUCACAUUUUAAUAUAUUUGACCUUGUGAUCUAAAUCAAUAUCCAGAUUCACUCCACAGCUGCUCAUUGAUCUUCAUUGUGAUUUUUCUUCUUGAGCUACUGAAGGAUUUUCUUUUUUGAUCUAAAAGAAUCAAGGUCUCAAAGUGCCUCCAUGUCCAUGUCGUCCUCACGUGCCUUAAACGUCAUGAAGAAGAAAGGAGGCUGGCUGCUCAGUGCCUUUACCCGUAGAGAACGUUUAGACCACGAUUCGAGUUCAGGGACGACUUGACCUUCAACUGUUCACAUGUUUAAUCUGUAACAAUCUGUAUUUCUGUGUCAACUCUGGUUUGGAUUUUGAAGCAGAAGAAAUAAUAAAAGGUUUAAUUUGCCAUUAAAACAAAAA
This is a messenger RNA of Hippoglossus stenolepis (Pacific halibut), 4142 nucleotides long. RefSeq names its product niban apoptosis regulator 1a (gene niban1a). Lineage: Eukaryota; Metazoa; Chordata; Actinopteri; Pleuronectiformes; Pleuronectidae. The transcript has 15 exons. The coding region runs from base 75 to 3212 and encodes 1045 amino acids. The record is from RefSeq and is a predicted model, not a curated record.